CAAGUACGAUCUGCUCUACAGCUGAAAGCAUGCCUUCCCAAACCUCGAUCUGGAAUCAUAUUGAUGAGCUCACUCGUCAUGAUGUUUUUCCCAGCACCGAAGCCGGUAAGGGAGAACUUGUUGUCGUCGGAACCGGCAUCGCGUCCAUUCGUCAGAUGACUGUCGAGGCAUUGGAUUACAUUCAACGAGCGGACAAAGUAUUCUAUGCUACACUCGAUGCAGUCACCGAGACUUUCAUCAAGCAUCAUGCUCCGAGCGCUGAGGACUUGUAUCAAUACUAUGAUACCGAAAAGAACCGCGUUACGACAUACGUCCAGAUGGCAGAGGUGAUCCUCUCCUCUGUUCGCAAGGGAAAACUGACAGUAGCCGUUUUCUACGGUCAUCCUGGAGUCUUCGUCACUCCUUCACACCGUGCAAUAUACAUUGCUCGUCACGAGGGAUACAAAGCCCAAAUGCUGCCAGGAGUGUCUGCCGAAGAUUGCCUCUACGCAGAUUUGGGCAUUGAUCCUGCUAGUUCUGGUUGCUCCAUGUACGAAGCCAGCUUCCUUUUGAACGAACCAAACAGGCUGGACUCCCGUCACCAUCUGAUCAUUUGGCAAGUUGGUUGCGUUGGGAAGGAAGCCAUGAUAUUCGACAAUAAGGAGAUAUACAAGCUCGCCGACUACUUGGAAGCGGAAUACGGUCCUGACCAUCCAGUCAUCGCGUACUUAGCCGCCAUACAGCCUUUCCAUGAUUCGAAAAUGGACAAAAUGACGGUUCAGGACCUUCGCGAUCAGGACAAAGUACAAAACAUUCCAAUCACUGCUGGAACAACGCUCUAUGUUCCUCCGAAGAAGCUGCCAGCAAAUCCUCCAGCUUACAAGGACAUGGCAAUUGGAUACCAACUUGCCCUCACUUCGGCCUUCCGCAUCAGUCACCCAGACUUGGACGUCGUAGAGACGUACACUCAAGAAGAAAAGUCUUGGUGUGAAGAACUCGCCUCAUGGUCUCCGCCGAAAUCGUACAAUGCCAAUGCAGCACCACCUGUCCUACGUCGUAUCGCCGUCAAGCUCGCGCUGCUACAUCAUAGACUUCACGGCAACGUGGCUCUAUCUGAUGUCGCAAACGCAAUCACGACAGCAGAGCCCAGCUUGACAGACGAGGAAGCAAAUCUGCUCAGGCAAUUCGUUGGCCACUUGGACUUCAUGUUCAAAAAGGAACGCCCGCCUCAGUCCGUCACUACAUCGAUCAUCAACAACACCAUCGUUCCACCCAUUGUCACCCAAUUGAAUAUUAUUCGCAAGGAUGGAUCGAUCAUGAAGGGGGUGAAGAAACCUUCGCUUUAUGUGUACUAGGUUGCCAUGGAUCGUGCAAUUCGGCGUGUCUGUUUCAACAAAACGUAUAUGCCGUUGGUGGCGCUACCCGCCCGGCCGAACGUCGGGGUUAUUGUGUUUGUUCUACAGUAGGAGUCUAGGAG
Molecule: messenger RNA, 1456 nt
Organism: Cercospora beticola
Lineage: Eukaryota; Fungi; Ascomycota; Dothideomycetes; Mycosphaerellales; Mycosphaerellaceae
Molecular function (GO): methyltransferase activity
Source: RefSeq, a predicted model, not a curated record